This is a messenger RNA of Coregonus sp. 'balchen', 6901 nucleotides long. NCBI's taxonomy places the organism in Eukaryota, Metazoa, Chordata, Actinopteri, Salmoniformes, Salmonidae. The record is from the annotation of a GenBank genome assembly.
AUGCCUGGCAGCGCAGACUGCUCUAGCGACAAGGCGGGGACAGAGCGGGAGGAGCACAUGAGCUGCCCGGAGACUGAGAGGAGCGGAGACGAGGAGGAUGAUGAUGAGAUCCAGGAGGUGCAGAUCACCGGGGAGGAGGAGGGGGAGUACGGGGAGGAUGUCGAGCUGGAAUGGGAGGCAGAGUGUGUGGACCCCGGCAGCUGCUCCGCUAUGGAGACAGAAGCGGUCCUUAUGCGCAGUAAGGACCAGUGCAGCGGGUUGGGACCGGGAGCGGACCCCGGACUAGACUCGGAUCCGGAGGGAGACCUGCAGCGGUCUGACCGCUCCAGACUGAGCGAGAACACUCGCCUGGCUACUAGGUACGCAGUCCGGAUCUUCCGGGAGUACCUGAGUGAGAAAGCCCAAAGUCCUGACUUUGAAACUCUGGACAAGGAGGCGCUGUGCGCGGUCCUGCGGUCCUUCUACGCGGAGGCGCGCUCGAAGAGCGGUCAGCUCUACAGCAAGUCCUCUCUUAUCAGCAUCCGGAGUUCUCUGAACCGCUACCUGAAUGAGCCGCCCUACUGUCGCACUCUGGACCUCACCAAGGACCCAGAACUGCGCAGCGCCAACCUGACCCUGGCUGCGGUCAUAAGAAAGCUGGAGGAGCAAGGAGCCGGUCCCGUGGUGCAGAAACAGGCUAUUACGCGGGCGGACCUGAGAAAACUCUACACCUCCAGUGUGUUUAACACCGAUACGCCGUUCGGGCUUCUCAACAAAGUGUGGUUCGAGACAUGCAUGUAUUUCUGCACGAGGGGGAGAGAGAAUCAGCGCGAGCUGGAGGAGGAUUCAUUCGGGCUGGCCAUAGACGAGGAUGGGAGAAAGUUCAUCUAUUUCAAAGCGCUGGGGCCAUAUCACAAGUCUCGCUCAGCGUCCUGGACUAAAAAAAGACCAGACACGGAUGACGAUACUCUGCCGCGCAUGUAUGAGACGGCCACGGAGUUUUGCCCAUAUGCCAGCUUUGUGAAGUAUGUCUCGAAACGGAACCCGCUGUGCAAAGCGUUCUUCCAGCGCCCGCGAGACCACUGCUGCGUAAGCGACAUGACAUGGUACGAGAACAAAGCAAUCGGUAAAAACCUGCUGGGCACGAGGAUGCAGAUGCUGUCGCGUGCUGCCAAGCUUUCAAAGACCUACACCAACCACUGCAUCGGCGCCGUCUCCAUAGCAACGCUCAACAGCAUCGCCGGUAUCGGGUCAAAGUCAGUGUUGCUUCACGUUGCCUCGGAAACUGUCAAUGGUGGCGCGCAGUCUCAUCUCCAGCUCGUGAUCCCAUAUAUCCGACAGGUCACGGACGCAGUGGAACUGAAGCCGCAGAGAACGACAAGGAAAGUUCGUUCUCUCUGCCCUGGCGACGUCUCUGAACCUCCCUCACCUAAGAAGCUCUGUGUGCGCGGAGAGGCCCCGGUGGUCAUAGUGGACGGUAACGAGCCCGUGGACACCCGAACCCCUGAGCCCCACGGUCAGCUACCCGCCCCUUUACCGGCUGGCGUGGUAGCAGCGCAGGUAACACAGUUUCACACACUGCACCAACAUAGGUUUUGAAUUGAUCAGCAGUCUUCUAAAUUUAAUGUAGGAUAACUUUACUAGUCUCCAAAGCAUCUACAGAUUAUGCAUACAUUUAAUGAUUUACAUAAUUUUCCAUUUACUGUGAAAGUAUUGACCUGUAGGAUGUGUGUUUGUACUGUUUAGGAGUGAGUUCUGUCAUUGGGUGUUCUAGGUGCUUUAGUAAAGAGGUCAUGAACAUUGUGUUAGCAUACCAAAUGGCACCCUAUUCCCUAUAUAGUGCACCUUUUUUUUUUACCAGAGCCCUAUGGACCCUGGUCAAAAGCAGAGGUUAGGGUGCCAUUUGGGACUAGCCUGUGAGUGCAGAGGAGAGGACACAUGAGUGAGUUCUCUCUGGGACUUCGUCUGUUGCUAUGGGUGAUGGUGCCCCAGGCCCACAGUUACCCACCAUGCACCACAGUGGAGCCCGCAGGGGAAGAGCCAGAGCGUGCAAACACACACACAUACUUCUCUUAUACCCAUUUGCCUAAAGCUCACAUUUUCCUGAGACACAGGCACUAUAAUGAACAAUAGUAUGGCAGGCUGUCUCAAGCCUCUUUCCCCUAAUGACAAAAAAAUAGUGUUUGUGUGUGUGUGAGAGAGAGUGUGUGUGAAUGUGCAUGCGUGCAUGAGUGAGUGUGUUUGUGUUUGUGUAUCCAGUCUCUUAUGAGUUUAAUGUUUUUGAGCCGUUCCUCUCAGAAGAGCCUGCCUGUCGUGACCCUGGAGAGAUGCACGUCUGCUGCAGCACUAACAGCUCUGCUCAUCAGUUUUCUGCUUUAUCAGCUAUACAUCUAUCUCCCUCCAUCUCUGUGCAUCUAUCUCACUAUUUACUGUUUUCUCAGCUUUAAGAGGCAGACUCUGCCUUCGGCCAAGGCUGUCUUUCUCCCUCACUGCACUUACCACAGUGAAUGCUGACCAGUAGCAUUUCCAAGGUGUUUCAAACCUUCCUCUCUACAGUAAUGUCCUCACCUGUCUCACACAUCACCUGUAUAGCAGAGCAGAGGAGGAGACACGACUCAUAUCUGUCUCUGAGUUUCUUUAACGACACUCAGCCUGCUCCACUGUCCUUAGUUAGCCCUGAUACACAGACACCGAAAGGGGCAAAACCACUCUUCAUCAUGUAGUUCAGUGCAUCAUGAGUUAAUUGUGCUCAAAGCGUUGACGGAGUAUGAAUGAAGUCCCAGUCUACAACUCUUUAAUAGUGUCCUUUCUCUACUUAGUCACUCAGGGAAUUACUGUGUGAUGCCUUGUGUGUUCACUGAUGUACAGUAUCUGUGACAGAUUUCCGUUGGACAUUUGUGUUUCUUCUUCUUCUUGUCUCCCAGGAUAGCCGUAGUAGCAGCAUGGCCAGCCGGCCGCUGGUCUCCCAGUCCCCUGCCUCUCCACUGGGCUCAGGGGGUAUAGGGGGCAUCCCCACCCCCGCCCAGCUCACCAAAACCAACGCCCCUGUACACAUAGACGUAGGAGGUCACAUGUACACCAGCAGCCUGGCUACACUCACCAAAUACCCAGAGUCACGGUAAGACUCGCACACACAUAUCGUGUUUGAGAUUGACUACAUUGAAGUGGAAUGCAGUCACUGAUCUACAAAUGACCUUGCAUCCCAAAUAACUACUCAUUAUGUGAUCAAGAUUAGCAAUUCUACGCCUCACCUUGCUCAAACUGAUCCCCUAAAACAUGAACAUGCACACUCUGAUGACGAUCACAUUGAUGAUGAUGAUGAUGAUAUUCCCUUCCCCCCAGGAUUGGUCGUCUGUUCAACGGGACAGAGCCCAUAGUGUUGGACAGUCUGAAGCAGCACUACUUCAUAGAUCGAGACGGUCACAUGUUCCGCUACAUCCUCAACUUCCUGCGGACGGCCAAACUGCUCCUCCCUGACGACUUCAAAGUGAGUUUCUCUGACCCUGCACUCAGGCCUGGAAAACCUUGUAUGUAAUUGCACACUUAUAACAUAAAGUGUGAAACUUUAUGGGAUACAUUUUCUUUUUAAGAAUCAGAUGAUCAUUGUGUUUGUGUGUGUCUGUGUACAUUUGUUUGUGUAUAUAUAUAUAUAUGUGUGUGUGUGUGUGUGUGUGUGUGUUACAGGAGUACUCUUUACUCUAUGAGGAGGCCAGGUUCUUCCAGCUAUCCCCACUACAAGCAGAAUUAGAACGCUGGAGGAGUGAGCUUGAGGCCAGGUGUGUGUGGCGUGUGUGUGAGUGUGUGGUGGUACGUGUAGCUCCAGAGCUGGGGGAGAGGAUCACUCUGAGUGGGGACAGGGCUCUGAUCGAGGAGGUGUUUCCAGAGGUUGGGGACGUCAUGUGUAACUCCCUGAACGCAGGCUGGAAUCAUGACUCUACUCACGUCAUACGCUUCCCACUCAACGGAUACUGUCACCUCAACUCUGUACAGGUAACAUGACAGACACUACCCGUACAAUACCACUGCUUAGAAUAACUAUGAAAAUACCCUACAACAACCCAAUAUACUAAGUUAACAGAUAACGUCCCCUCAACUCACAACAGAUAAGGUCACAUCAUCUCACAACAGAUAAGGUCACCUCAACUCAACUCAUAACAUCACAUUAACCCACCUCAACUCUGUGUAGGUAACCUUAACUCUGUACAGGUAACAUCCCACUAACUAGUACCCAUGGCACAAGCAUAGUAUAACCUCAAAUAACCUCAGAGGGCCAGACCAGCCAGAGAAAGAGAGACUAAUCCUGUUUAGAUAUGAAACGUGGCCAUCAGCUACUGGGUCUGCUGGAAUGAUAUGAAGGAGCGACAGCCAAAGAGAGAGGGAGCGAGAGAGAGACAGACAGAGAGAGAAACAGAGACAGAGUGAAAGCCAAUUUAUGCUUGCUCCGGAAUGUGAUCCGGAGGCUCAGUACGGAGGGUUUGACGCAAUUGCGGCGCCUCCGGAGGCUUGCGGAGGCCAAAUCGGCUCCGUACCGCAUCGCCAUGCGUCUCCCAAAUGUUGUAACAAUGCGGAGGGCUCCAUAUACACUAUAUAUACAAAAGUAUUUGAACACCCCUUCAAAUAAGUGGAUUCGGCUAUUUCAGCCACACCCGUUGCUGACAGAUGUAUAAAAUCGAGCACACAUCCAUGCAAUCUCCAUAGACAAACAUUGGCAGGAGAAUGGCCUUACUGAAGAGCUCAGUGACUUUCAACGUGGCACCGCCAUAGGAUACCACCUUUCCAACAAGUAAGUUAGUCAAAUUUCUUCCCUGCUAGAGCUACCCCGGUCAACUGUAAGUGCUGUUAUUGUGAAGUGGAAAUGUCUAGGAGCAACAACGGCUCAGCCGCGAAGUGGUAGGCCACAUAAGCUCAUAGAACGGGACCGCAGAGUGCUGAAGCGCGUAAAAAUCGUCUGUCCUCACUACCGAGUUCCAAACUGCCUCUGGAAGCAACGACAGCACUAGAACUGUUAGUCGGGAGCUUCAUGAAAUGGGUUUCCAUGGCCGAGCAGCCGCACACAAACCUAAGAUCACCAUACGCAAUGCCAAGCGUCGGCUGGAGUGGUGUAAAGCUCGCUGCCAUUGGACUCCGGAGCAGUGGAAAUGCUUUCUCUGGAGUGAUGAAUCACGUUUCACCAUCUGGCAGUCCGACGGGCGAAUCUGAGUUUGGCGGAUGCCAGGAGAACGCUACCUGCCCGAAUGCAUAGUGCCAACUGUAAAGUUUGGUGGAGGAGGAAUAAUGGUCUGGGGCUGUUUUUCGGGCUAGGCCCCUUAGUUCCAGUGAAGGGAAAUCUUAACGCUACAGCAUACAAUUACAUUCUAGACGAUUCUGUGCCUCCAACUUUGUGGCAACAGUUUGGGGAAGGCCCUUUCCUGUUUCAGCAUGACAAUGCCCCUGUGCACAAAGCGAGGUCCAUACAGAAAUGGUUUGUCGAGAUCGGUGUGGAAGAACUUGACUGGCCUGCACAGAGCCCUGACCCCAACCCCAUCGAACACCUUUGGAUGAAUUGGAACACCGACUGCGAGCCAGGCCUAAUCGCCCAACAUCAGUGCCCGACCUCACUAAUGCUCGUGGCAAUAGUCCCCGCAGCAAUAUUCCAACAUCUAGUGGAAAGCCUUCCCAGAAGAGUGGAGACUGCUAUAGCAGCAAAGAGGGGACCAACUCCAUGUUAAUACCCAUGAUUUUGGAAUGAGAUGUUCGACAAGCAGGUGUCCACAUACUUUUGGUCAUGUAGUGUAGCUCCAUAUAGCGCCGCAUUGACAUGAUUUAUUGAUGGUAGGUGGGGCGGGAGGUCCUGUAUAAACACAAACUCACUUCCUUGAAAACUUCCUUUACAACAGCUCUGCUCUGCCACAUCGCACUAAAUGCUGUACGGCCACUGCAGACGUCGGAUUGACCAUGCAGAGCCUUUAAGGCAGAGAGAGAGAGAGUGGGAUGGAGGCAGACAGCGGUUUCUAAUUUAGCCCACUGCCUGCAACAAACAGAAAGAGAGGAGAGGGUGACAGAGCGAGAGAGCGAGGGAGGCAGGCAGACAGAGGAACAGAUGCCAUCUUGCAGCUAUCGAGAGAAUGUCUGCAUACAAAAUGUCACCCUAUUCCCUAUUUAGUGCACUACUUUUGACUACGGCCCAUAGUGCACUACAUAGGGAAUAUGGUGCCAUUUGGGACGCACAUAAUAUUACACUAGAAAAAGGGUUUGCGCCUCUGUCUGCAUAUGUCAGUCCGUGUUUGUAUGUGUGAGUUGUCGUGAGAGAGGGGAUCCUCCUAUCUGUCACUGUGUUUUUAGGUCAGGGAAGGACAGAGUGAGAUGGCUGGCUCUUCUUUAGUCAGACUGAGUCUUGCUAAAGAGAGAGAGAUGAGUGAACUUGGGCCAUAUGGGCACUGUCUGUGCUAUUGUUAGUAGCACAUGUUGGUUCUCUUCCACAAACUGGAGUCCUGGAUGACUGUGGUAUGACUCGACCCUGAAUCAGCCCCUCUCUGAAAUCACUUCCCUGCCCCUCGGUCAACUGACCUUCCAUACAUACUGUAUCAGACCACCAAUUACCUGAUUCAUCCUCCAUUCUAUUUUUGGUAAACCUAAAUAAUUGUUGUGAAUGAGAUUAAAACUUGAGAUCUGAGUCUGUGCGUCUACCUGAGUGGUUAUUCUGACCACAAGUGUAUGUACGGUGUCUGUAUUGCAUGUGUGUGUUGUGUCUAUAAUGUGUGUGUAUGUGUUUGAUUGACAGGUGUUGGAGAGGUUGCAGCAGAGAGGGUUCGUGAUAGCAGGGGCGUGUGGCGGGGGAGUAGACUCCUCCCAGUUCAGCGAGUACGUCCUACGCAGGGAGGGAAGAAGCAACGGACAGCGUGGCCCUACCCUCAUCCACAUCAAACAGGAAGCACUGGACUAA